Molecule: messenger RNA, 1257 nt
Organism: Hylaeus volcanicus
Lineage: Eukaryota; Metazoa; Arthropoda; Insecta; Hymenoptera; Colletidae
Exons: 2
Coding region: 184-996 (270 amino acids)
Biological process (GO): signal transduction
Cellular component (GO): cytoplasm
Source: RefSeq, a predicted model, not a curated record
AAGAACAUUGGUAGUGCCAAAGUAAGAAGAAGUAAAAUUUUUGUUUACAACAAAUUGUAAAUUAGACAAAACCUUCGCCAUUUGCCAUCGUUGUCUUGCAACAUACUUUUUUUAACGCUUUCUUGACUAAGUUUUUAUUUAAUUCAGAUUUAGCGUUCGUACAAAGACUCGAAGAAAUUGAAUAUGUCUAUUUUAGCGGAACAAAGAGAUCAUAUGGUGUAUACGGCCAAAUUAGCUGAGCAAGCUGAGCGUUAUGAUGAAAUGGCUGAAAUUAUGAAAGAUUUUGCAAAGUUAAAGAAAGAUUUAUCUGUAGAGGAGCGAAAUUUACUUUCGGUUGCAUAUAAAAACGCAGUUGGUGCACGGCGCGCAUCAUGGAGAGUUAUCGCAGCAGUAGGAGCGAAGCAAAUAGAAAAAGGGAAUGAGAAACAAGUUGAAAUUAUUGUUAACUAUCGUAUGAAAGUUGAAAAUGAAUUGACCAAAAUUUGUGAGGAUAUAUUGGGUUUAUUAGACGAUUAUCUUAUUGAAGCUUCAGCUACAGCUGAGUCUAAAGUUUUUUAUUUUAAAAUGAAAGGUGAUUAUUAUCGAUAUAUUGCCGAAUUUUCAUCAGAUGAAAAAAAGAAGAAUCCAACACAGCAUGCAAAAGAAGCUUAUGAAGAGGCUACACGCAUUGCUGCUGUGGAACUUCCUUCAACUCACCCUAUACGCUUAGGACUUGCCUUAAAUUAUUCAGUAUUCUUUUACGAGAUUGUUGGAAAACCAGCUGAAGCAUGUCAAAUGGCUCAAAAGGCAUUUGAAGAUGCCAUUGCUGAACUUGAUAAUGUAUCGGAAGAAUCGUAUAAAGAUUCUACGCUUAUUAUGCAAUUACUCCGUGAUAAUUUAACUUUAUGGACGUCAGAUGGUGCAGCAACAGAAAAAGAAUCUCAUCAACCUGCGCAACCGAGUGAUACUGCUGCACCUCCUGCACCAGAACAAUUCUCUGGUAAUACGCCCUCCUAAAUUUCAACUCUAGACGGUCCUUAAUAUCACUUUGUAUUUACGUUUCUUUUUUCUUUUUUUCUCGUGUUUUAUCACGUUACCUAUUUUUGAGAAUAAAACAAUACAAAGAGAAAGAGGAAAAUUAAUAGACAGUAAAAAAUACAGUGUUUAAAAUUUUUUUUUCUGUUGCUGAAAAUAUUUAACAAAAUUUUUGCAUUUUGUCGAAUUCAAAUAACGACUAUUACUACUUUUUGAAAUUACAAAAAUAAUAAUUUUCCAUUA